AAGUGAAUUCUUAGGGUGUGUUCGGUUAUUGUCCACCACUCUUGUACAUCGUAGGCUAUUUUUAUUCUAUACUAUUCUACUACAAUAUUUGCUUCAAGUUAGCACUUACUAAUUGUCUGUUUAUCUAUGGGUUGUCGAAUACCGAUUUAUGUUUAAUUCUUAAUAACUUUAGAUUUAAUAAAAAUAACAUUGACGUUUCAUAUGAAAUGUUUUACCUGCCAUCCGGCACGUAAUACUUGGGAAGAUUUUAAUUUUGACUAGAAUGGCUCAAAUUAGUGCGGAAUUGAAAGCAAGAAUUGAUUUGGCAUGCCGUACUGCUGAAGAGUUCAGUAACCUGUACUAUAAAAGCCUCGACAGCAAGCGUCAUCUUAUGUCCAAGUACUACUUAGACAAGGCGGUCUUGGUUUGGUGUGGAAACGGAGCGUGUGGCAAAGAGAAUAUCCAAAAAUUUUUUGAAGAGCUGCCGUCGACGGAACACACGCUCAUCUCAAUGGAUUCCCAACCUGUGUCUGAGGCGGCGGUGGGCGCCCAGCAGACGGUGCUGAUCGAGAGCGCGGGCCAUGUCAAGAUAGGGGAGGAGGUGUCCACGCCCUUCCAGCAGAGCUUCCUCAUCACGGCCGAGCAGGACAAGUGGAAGAUAGUGUCGGACUGCUUCCGGCUGCAGGAGCCCGUGUGUGUCUGAGCUCUGUUUCCUUGCAAGUUACAUUUUCAAUAAACAAAUUUUGUUACCAGUC
Bacillus rossius redtenbacheri is the source of this 734-nucleotide messenger RNA. It is a transcript of the gene Nxt1, whose product is annotated as NTF2-related export protein. Gene Ontology annotation, biological process: poly(A)+ mRNA export from nucleus. NCBI's taxonomy places the organism in Eukaryota, Metazoa, Arthropoda, Insecta, Phasmatodea, Bacillidae. The coding region runs from base 263 to 682 and encodes 139 amino acids. The record is from RefSeq and is a predicted model, not a curated record. Gene Ontology annotation, cellular component: nuclear pore central transport channel. The transcript has 4 exons.